Molecule: messenger RNA, 342 nt
Organism: Acanthoscelides obtectus
Lineage: Eukaryota; Metazoa; Arthropoda; Insecta; Coleoptera; Chrysomelidae
Source: the annotation of a GenBank genome assembly
AUGUUGUGCUAUAAUAGUUGGAUAUUGUGGAGAAGAGCUCUCACUGAGAACAAUUCUGAUGACUAUUUGCCACUGGCUGAAUUCACACUUGGUUUAGCAGAAAUUCUAGCAAGAUCCCACGUGACUUCAAAAAAGCGAGGCAGACCCAAUAGCUCACUACAGCCUCAACUGGAUUUAAAAAAAGGAAAUAUCCUUUUGCGGAAAUACCAGCCCAAGAAAUUCGUCGCGACAAUGUGGAACACCUUCGUGAGUGGCAUGAAGAUCGCCAAAGAUGCAAAUUUCCUGAGUGUAAGGGGAAAACACAAGUUUGGUGUGAUAAAUGUAAUGUUAGAUUAUGUUUGA